CGCUCUGCACAAGCCCCGCCCCCUAUCUCGCGAGAGCUGGGAAGCGGAAAAUGGCGUCGACGUGAGCACGAGCCCGCGGCCGCCCAGGGAGUCGCUGCAGCCUCAGCCGGAGCCGCAGGAGCCGCAGGAACAAGAGGCUGAGCCGGGUCGAGGAUGGAGGAGGAACCCUCGGGGCCCAGCCCGGACAUGCCGGCCCCUGCAGAGCCCAGCUUCAGUGAGACUGACAAGGAGGUGUUGUCCCCAGUUGCGGGGGCAGCAGCCACUUCCUCUUCCAUGGGGGAGGAGCCAGGCCCUGAACGGGCAUCCACACCCCCAUCGUGGGACCGAGGAGGGCCUGGGGGGACCCAGCAGGGUGCCCCCUCAGCCCCAGACAGUGUUCAGCCUGGUCCUGGAUCCAGCCUUGGCCCGACCAGCACAGUCCCUGGGACCAGCGAGGACAUGAGGCCUCCCAGACGACGCCAACAACCAGGGAAGCAGAUACCCUGCUCCAGCCCUGGCUGCUGUCUCAGUUUCCCCAGUGUUCGAGACCUGGCACAGCAUCUGCGUACCCACUGCCCACCCACACAGUCCCUGGAAGGCAAGCUCUUCCGCUGUUCCGCCCUGAGCUGCACCGAGACCUUCCCCAGCAUGCAGGAACUGGUGGCACAUGGCAAACUGCACUACAAACCCAACCGCUACUUCAAGUGUGAGAACUGCCUCCUGCGCUUCCGCACGCACCGCUCGCUCUUCAAGCACCUGCAUGUUUGCGCCGAGCAUGCGCAGAGCCCAGCCCCGCCGCCACCCCCCGCCUUGGACAAGGAGCCACCGGCGCCUGAGCGUCCCCCGGAGUCCGACACUGCGUCGGCGCCUGGCCUGCAGUUCCCGCUGCUCGAGCCCUUCACGACCCCCGCCCCUGCCCCCACCGGGCCCUUCCUGCCCUACUUGAACCCCGCGCCCUUUGGCCUAAGCCCCCCACGCCUGCGCCCUUUCCUGGCUGCGGCGCCCGGGCCGCCCGCCUCCAGCGCCGCAGUCUGGAAAAAGAGCCAAGGUGCCGGCGGCAGCCCGCGAAGACCCCAGGGCGGCUCCGACGCGCCCUCAGGAGGGAACACGCUCGGGAGCAAUGGAUCAGCCAGGCCAGACCAGCCAGGGCACGCGGCCCCGAGCCGCAUCGUGUGGGAGCACACGCGCGGCCGCUACUCGUGCAUGCAGUGCGCCUUCUCCACGGCCUCGCGGCCCGCCAUGACACUGCAUCUGGAGGACCACCGCCCCAUCGCCUCCGCGGCCCCGGGGCCCGGGCAGCCGCGCCCCGACGCGCGGGCGGGUAAGGCGGAGGAGCGCUCGAGUGGGGAGGGCGGGGCGCCCGAGGCGAGGGGCGGGGCCGAGGCUCAGGCGACCCCUCCUCUGCCCCACCCAGACCCGGUCCCGCUUGCACCCAAGGUGUCUCCGCUGCUGUCAGAGGGGGAGUGUCCGGUUUUCUCGCCGUUCUGAAUCCCGCCGCGGUGGGGAGAGGGGGGUCGGACUGUAGGAUGGGGGUAGUUUUGUAAUUAACGGGGCAGGGGAGAGGGAACAAUAAAGGACGCGCGA
Messenger RNA from Mustela lutreola (European mink), 1563 nucleotides. RefSeq names its product zinc finger protein 414 (gene ZNF414). The record is from RefSeq and is a predicted model, not a curated record. Bases 154 to 1467 code for a protein of 437 amino acids. Lineage: Eukaryota; Metazoa; Chordata; Mammalia; Carnivora; Mustelidae. The transcript has 8 exons.